GGGGGCCGGCCCGGGCGGAGCCAGCGCGGCGGGGAGGGAGCGCCGGGGAGCGGGGAACCGGCGGCAGCCGCGGGCGAACCAUGGGGGCCUGUCUCGGUGUCUGCUCCCUGCUCAGCUGCGUGUCCUGUCUCUGUGGCUCUGCACCAUGCCUGCUGUGUGGCUGCUGCCCCUCAACCAAGAACUCCACCGUCUCCCGCCUCCUCUUCACCUUCUUCCUCUUCCUUGGCACCCUGGUGUCCAUCAUUAUGAUAACCCCUGGCGUGGAGAAGGAGCUACACAAGCUGCCAGGCUUCUGUGAGGGCAGUGGCUCAGUGCUGGGCAUCCAGACCAGCGUCAACUGCGAGAGCUUCCUGGGCCACAAGGCCGUGUACCGCAUGGGCUUCGCCAUGGCUGCCUUCUUCUUCCUCUUCGCUGCCAUCAUGCUCUGCGUGCGCAGCAGCAGGGACCCGCGAGCGGCUGUGCAGAAUGGAUUCUGGUUCUUCAAGUUCCUGGUGCUGGUGGGGAUCACAGUGGGAGCCUUCUACAUCCCUGAUGGUACCUUCACCUCAGUGUGGUUUUACUUCGGUGUGGUCGGUUCCUUCCUCUUCAUCCUCAUCCAGCUCGUGCUCCUCAUUGACUUUGCUCACUCCUGGAGCCAGCUGUGGCUGCGCAACGCCGACGAGAGCAACGCCAAGGGCUGGUACGCAGCCCUCUGCAUCAUCACCUUCAUCUUCUACGCCGCCUCCAUCGCGGCCAUAGUGCUGCUCUACAUCUACUACACCAAGCCCCAGGGCUGCACGGAGGGCAAGGUCCUCAUCAGCAUCAACCUCAUCCUCUGCCUCAUCGUCUCUGCCGUGUCCAUCCUGCCCAAGGUGCAGGAAGCUCAGCCGCACUCAGGACUGCUGCAGGCUUCCCUCAUCACCCUCUACACUACCUACAUCACCUGGGCCUCCCUGGCCAACGUGCCAAACCGGAGCUGUAACCCCACGCUCCUGGUAAGGAGCAGCAACAGCUCAGCCGCGGCCACCCAGCCAGUGACAACCUGGUGGGAUGCCCCCAGCAUCGUGGGCUUGGUCAUCUUCCUCCUCUGCACCCUCUUCAUCAGCCUGCGCCGCUCGGACCACCGGCAGGUGAACAAACUGCUGCUGACCGAGGGCGGCGGGGCCGGCGCCGCGGCCGAGGAGGGGGCCGCGGAGGGUGGCCCCCACCGUGCCUACGACGACGAGCAGGAUGGGGUCACCUACAACUACACCUUCUUCCACCUCUGCCUCCUCCUCGCUGCCCUCUACAUCAUGAUGACCCUCACCAACUGGUACAGGCCUGAUGAGAGCCUGCAGGUGCUGAGUAGCCCCUGGACAGCCGUGUGGGUGAAGAUCUGCUCCAGCUGGGCCGGGCUCCUGCUCUACCUCUGGACCUUGGUGGCUCCGCUGGUGCUGCCAGACCGGGACUUCAGCUAAGGUGGCCUCAGGUGUCCUGCUGCCAGCUGGAGCCAUCGUGGCCUUGUCUCUAGAGGCUGGGGACAGCCCCAGCCCUGCCUUAGCCUUAGGUCUGCACGCAGGAGCAGCUGUGCUGGGUUGUGCCUGCUUGCAGAGCUUCUCUUUUAACUGGGAAGGGCUGAAGUGCCAAGCAGGGAGACUCAGCAGGGGCUGAGAAAGGCAGCAGGCUGUUUGUCAAGCUCUGAUCCUCUCCAUGUUUGUCUAGUGCCUUGGCUGGUACCUCCAUACCCUCUUCUUCUAGCAGAGACCACCACCUAGCUUUGGGAGGGUUUGGUUUUCACCAGCUGCUCUUGUCUCGCUUGGUGCCCCCGGACCAUGGUGCCUUUUGGAGGGGCUCUGGGGACCAGCCAUGGACCAGGACCCAGGACCUGCCUGCUGUUGCCUCCCUAAAGAGCCUGGAGGGAAACAAAACUCAUGACUUUGUGGCUGGAGUCAGAUGUCCCUCUGCAUCCCCCCAGGCUUAGUGGUCGCCCCAGCUCCUCAGGGGCUCUCCUGCCCAUCUGUCCUUACAGUAGGACAGGGUCCUGGUCCUUGGAGGAGCACAGGUCAGGUUUCCACUGGCUGUGCUGGCCUGGCCCCAGCACUUUGCAUCUGUAAUAAAGUCUUGU
Messenger RNA from Dryobates pubescens (Downy woodpecker), 2083 nucleotides. It is a transcript of the gene SERINC2, whose product is annotated as serine incorporator 2. Bases 81 to 1436 code for a protein of 451 amino acids. Gene Ontology annotation, cellular component: membrane. The transcript has 10 exons. NCBI's taxonomy places the organism in Eukaryota, Metazoa, Chordata, Aves, Piciformes, Picidae. The record is from RefSeq and is a predicted model, not a curated record.